Sphaeroforma arctica JP610 is the source of this 2478-nucleotide messenger RNA. RefSeq lists its product as hypothetical. The coding region runs from base 63 to 1637 and encodes 524 amino acids. The transcript is spliced from 6 exons. Lineage: Eukaryota; Ichthyosporea; Ichthyophonida. The record is from RefSeq and is a predicted model, not a curated record.
UCCUAAUAAAUAAAGACACGUGUAUUAAUCACAUCAUUACCACAUAUCGUGGAGAUAAGCGUAUGAAUAAAGCACAACAACGAGAUCUGCGUCGUCAGCACAAGUACACUAUGUCGUGUUGGAAUGUGAAGGAUAGUAUCCUUGAAAAGCCACUGAUCGAGACCCAAAAGCGAACUUUUAGGAAUCCAGGAGAAGUGAUGGAUGCUGUGCGACGUUUGGCCAACACAGUCAAACACCUGCGACGCACCCUACCCAUCACUGAGGAGGUGUCUGUGUUUCAACGGCUCAUAAGGCGAAAUAAGAAACAACAAAAGCACAGCAUGUUCUACGCCAAACUGGCCCAGAUCUCCCGGCUGCUUAAGACGAUGCAAAGCUACGACUGCGCACCCGCACUCUCGGCCAUGAUGGCAGAAGUUCCAAGUAUCAAGCAGAUGCGAGAUGCGACGGCCAAGACAGCCAUGUCUCUGCCUACACGCACCACUGUAGAGAGGAUCGAUGCACGGGUGACAGCUGAGGCACAUGUGUGCAACGAGGUCAUCAGCCGUAUCGUCAACGCUGCUGGGCUACUGCUCAACCAGCUAGCCUCGGCCGAGUUUCCUGCGCUAAGCAUCACCUUCCUGGGUGUCCUUGGUCGCAUACGCACCCUCCUCAGCGCUCGUCAGGAAGAUCUGAUUCAGUGCGUGAGCAUUCUACAGCUACUGUGUGACCCUCCCGGUGAGCCAAUCCCCCAUAUGUCGGCUUCAAAGGAACCAGGUAGUAGGGAUGAGUGCCUGUCAAUGUGUGUUUGUCUGUGUGUGCGGGGUAUGCGGCGGCUGGUAAUGGACAAGGACGAUACAGGCACACAGACCAAACCAGCACCAAACUUGAAGCACGGCUCUGUUGUGCGAACGGACACGAGUGCAGGCAAGCAAAGCAAGAGCAAGUCACUCACCUCUGGUAGCCAAACAAGCGCCCUCAAUAUAUCAGAAAGGUUGAAACCAUCGCAAUCUGUAGACACUGAAUAUUCGGAUGUGGACGGGAUGAUUGCCAUGGAUGCGGUUGAAGGUGAUAAUGAUGAUACUAUCAGCAAUAUAGCAAGCGACGAUGGAGAGGAGGGUGGGCCGAAUCUGAUGUUGCCUACAACAGCGGAUCGGUUCUGGCUUGGGGGAAAGCUCGAAUCACAGACUGAUAACCAAGACACUCAUGCAGACGCAACGGAUCGUGUUGUGGAUUGUGUGGAGGGUGAAGAUUCGUUCCAGGGUGAAAAAGUACAAGAUGCAGAUCUGAUUGUAGAUGGGAAUUUGCCGAGAAACAAUUUGGACAUUGCAGUGAAGCCGGGUAAGAAAGAUAAAGCGUUAAAUCAGGAUAGAAAAUCAAGUACGAUGAAAAUAGGUGAAAGCACUUCGGAUGAUGUUGCGAAUGUCGGUAAGAGGAAAAAGAAAAAGAAUCGCAAACGAAAACCGCCGAUUGAGGAGGAGGAAAAAAGGAGAGGCGUGGAUAUAAAUACUCUUGUGAGUAUUGAUAGACGAGACACCGAAAACUUGUAUGCAGCUGAGAGUACCGGGAUUGUGGCUACUAGAGGAAAGAAAAUUAAGAAGAUGAAAAGCGUGGCAAAGCCAUCUGGCGAUGAUAUGGAUGAUAUUUUUGGGGACCUCUGACGCACCUACCGUAGUGGUGAUCUCAUAUUGUGUUGCCCUAGCAACACAACAGAUCAUACAUAUGGAGUACACGUGCCGUUGAGUACGUACACUGCCAUACACUACAUUAAACUGCCAUACAUACCAAGUUAGCUGCUCCUUUGAGGCCAAGUGAGUGGCUUAUCGGGGACACGUCCGUAACAUACGGCAAAAGAACCCGUAGCUACAGAGAGAGCGGCUCCCUUGUUAUACAUGCACAACAUGCAUAACAUAUAUCUCAAAUACCAAGCGAUCUGUUUUUCUGAGGCUCAUACGCGCAUACCUCCUAGAUGUACUGCCUGGGAUUUGGAACAGACAUCUGGGCGAUGCAGGGAUUGCAUCUAUGAGAUGAGCAGAUUGACGAGGGUGAUGGUGUUGAUAAUGUAGAUGGUAACCUGUAUAUACCAUAUAGGUGUAGCUCGCGUGAUUGAACCUACGAGUUGCCUGAAUAUCAAUUCAAGCGACAUCAAAUGUGAGCACAAUCCUAGCAUUAAAUGCUACCCAUACGCAAGGAACGAUAAAGAUGAGCUCAACGCCAUCAAUGUUCUGGGCAAGCAGAACUUCGGUAUACUCAUCAACAGCACACGCGUAAGCGUGGCACGGACACGCUUGUACACAGACGUGCAAUGCACACGGGGGUAUACUGUACAAUCAAUGUUACAUAUGACAUAAUCGCAAUCUUAUGAUUUGUGAUAUCGUAGUACAACUUUCUUUCAGCGUUACAAGCUGCCUGUUAGAAACCUAUCUCGCGCUCUCGGUGACCUUGUAACCAAAGCCUGCGCGGAGUAUACAACACUUAAACGGUAACACACCCUAAACUUCC